GGGAGGUGGGAGUAGCGCAGUGAACCGAUCUCGAGGGUGAAGUGAGGGCCAGAGUCCUCGGGAAGUUGCCAACCCUACAUCACCCGUGCUACGUGUGUCUCCGCCGAGGGCUGUCAGGGACCAGGUCUGUGGGAGAGCGGCGAUGGGAAGCGACAAGCCAAAGCGAUCCGGGUGAGGGGGUCGCGGUCCGCCGGGCCCAGGUCGCCUUCCCUUCCAACCCAUGGCUGGGCGGACUGAAUGUCCCAGGACCUGGCCAAGGAGUCCCCGCGCGUUUGCUCGCGUCCGGUACCACCGGGCGUCGGUUCCCGCGGUGCCGCCAUGAAGUCCCGCAGGGAGAAAUUGCUGAUACCGGCGCUGACGCUCGAUCUGUCGCCGAGCAGCCAGAGCCCAUGCUUGCUGAGCCCCUGCAGCCCGUGCAGUCCGUGCAGCCCGUCGCUGGGCCUGCAGCCCUGGAGCUGCCGCAGUGGCAACCGAAAGAGCCUAGUUGUGGGGACACCCUCACCCACCGUCUCCAGGCCGCUGUCACCGCUGUCUGUCCCAACAGCAGGUAACAGCCCCUUGGACAGUCCUCGGAACUGGGCCACAGCAGCUGUCAGCUUCCCCUUUGCCCGGAGCCACCUCUCUCAUGGUGACAGGGCUGAUGGCAGAAGAUGGUCGCUUGCUUCUCUCCCGUCCUCCGGCUAUGGAACCAACACUCCCAGCUCCACCGUGUCGUCGAGCUCAUCUUCCCGGGAACGGCUCCACCAGCUUCCCUUCCAGCCCACAGCAGACGAGCUGCGCUUCCUGUCCAAGCACUUCCGCAGCUCAGAGAGCGUGGUGGAAGAGGAUGGAGGCCGCUCCCCGCGCCUGCGCCCACGCUCACGCAGCCUCAGCCCUGGACGCACAUCUGGAACCUUCGACAACGAGAUUGUGAUGAUGAACCACGUGUACCGGGAGCGCUUCCCCAAGGCCACUGCGCAGAUGGAGGGUCGGCUGCAGGACUUCCUAGCGGCAUUUGCUCCUGGCAACCGCCUGGCCCUGGCAGACGGUGUCCUGGGCUUCAUCCACCACCAGAUUGUGGAGCUGGCACGGGACUGCCUAGCCAAGUCGGGCGAGGCCCUGGUUACCUCCCGCUAUUUCCUGGAGAUGCAGGACAAGCUGGAGCGGCUACUGCAGGAUGCUCAUGAGCGGUCGGACAGCACAGAGGUGGGCUUCAUCGUGCAGUUGGUCCGCAAGCUGCUCAUCAUCAUCUCCAGGCCAGCGCGGCUGCUCGAGUGCCUGGAGUUCGACCCCGAGGAGUUUUAUCAUCUGCUGGAGGCCGCAGAGGGCCAGGCCCGCGAGGACCAGGGUGUGAAGACUGAUCUGCCACGCUACAUCAUCCGCCAGCUGGGCCUGGCCAAGGACCCUCUGGAAGAGAUUCAGCCUCUGAAUGACCUUAAUGAAGACCAGUCACCGGCUCCUGGAUACCCUGAGAGCCAUGGCCUGGGCUGUCCAUCCCGGAGGAAGCCGUGUGAGAGCGACUUUGAGACCGUCAAGCUCAUCAGCAAUGGAGCCUAUGGGGCCGUCUACCUGGUGCGCCACCGGGACACGCGGCAGCGCUUCGCCAUCAAGAAGAUCAACAAGCAGAAUCUGAUCCUGCGCAACCAGAUCCAGCAGGUGUUCGUGGAACGCGACAUCCUCACCUUCGCUGAGAACCCCUUCGUGGUCGGCAUGUUCUGCUCCUUUGAGACUCGCCGCCACCUCUGCAUGGUCAUGGAGUAUGUGGAAGGCGGUGACUGCGCCACACUCCUGAAGAACAUGGGCCCACUGCCUGUGGACAUGGCGCGCAUGUACUUCGCGGAGACGGUGCUGGCGCUGGAGUAUCUGCACAACUACGGUAUCGUGCAUCGCGACCUCAAGCCGGACAACCUGCUCAUCACCUCCCUUGGCCACAUCAAGCUGACGGACUUUGGCCUGUCCAAGAUCGGCCUCAUGAGCAUGGCCACCAACCUGUACGAAGGUCACAUCGAGAAGGAUGCCCGAGAGUUUGUGGACAAACAGGUGUGUGGAACGCCCGAAUACAUUGCACCGGAGGUGAUCUUCCGCCAGGGCUAUGGGAAGCCAGUGGACUGGUGGGCUAUGGGUGUCAUCCUGUAUGAGUUCCUGGUGGGCUGUGUGCCGUUCUUCGGGGACACGCCUGAGGAGCUGUUUGGACAGGUGGUCAGUGAUGAGAUCAUGUGGCCAGAGGGAGAUGAGGCACUGCCCGCCGAUGCCCAGGAUCUCAUCACGAGGCUUCUGCGCCAGAGCCCCAUGGACAGGCUGGGAACUGGGGGCACCCAUGAGGUGAAGCAACACCCUUUCUUCCUGGCCCUGGACUGGGCAGGGCUUCUGAGACACAAGGCAGAGUUUGUCCCACAACUUGAAGCUGAGGAUGACACCAGCUACUUUGACACGCGCUCUGAACGCUACCGCCACUUGGGCUCUGAGGACGAUGAGACCAAUGAUGAGGAGUCGUCCACGGAGAUCCCCCAGUUUUCCUCCUGUUCCCACCGCUUCAGCAAGGUUUACAGCAGCUCCGAGUUCCUGGCUGUGCAGCCUAACCCCACCUUAGCCGAAAGGAGUUUCAGCGAGGACCGGGAGGAAGGGUGGGAGCGGAGCAUUGAAGGUGACAGCGGCCGCCGGCUGAGCACUGACCUCCGGCUUCGGUCCUGGACAUGCGCCUCCUCCUCUCUAUCCGACCGGGGUCCCAGCCCGGCUCUCCUAAGCACCAUCAGCCUGGACACGAUGCCAAAAUUUGCCUUCUCUUCUGAAGAUGAGGGAGCAAGUGCAGGGCUUGCUGACCCCAAGAAGCCUGUCUUCAUUCUAGGGGAGUCUGAUCCCCCACCCCCGACCACCCCAGUGACACCCAAGCCCUGCAAUCUUUCUGCUGAUACAGCUGUCCUCAGCCAUGCCCGCCUUCGAAGCAACAGCACCGGCGCCCGGCACUCGACUCCUCGGCCCCUUGAUGCUGGCAGAGGCCGCCGCCUUGGAGGCUCAAGAGACGCCGGGCCUGAGAAGCCCCGGGCCUCUCCUGCCUCUGGCGGGGGUGGGGGCCGAGUGCCCAAGUCAGCCUCUGUAUCUGCCCUGUCCCUCAUCGUCACGGCAGACGAUGGAAGCGGGGGUCCCCUCAUGAGCCCCCUGUCGCCACGCUCGCUGUCCUCCAACCCCUCCUCCCGAGACUCCUCACCCAGCCGGGACCCGUCACCCGUGUGUGGCAGCCUGCGGCCCCCCAUCGUCAUCCACAGCUCAGGCAAGAAAUACGGCUUCAGCCUGCGUGCCAUUCGCGUCUACAUGGGUGACAGCGAUGUGUACACAGUGCACCAUGUGGUUUGGAGCGUGGAGGAGGGCAGCCCUGCGCAGGAGGCUGGGCUGCGCGCCGGUGACCUCAUCACGCACAUCAACGGGGAGUCGGUCCUGGGCCUGGUGCACAUGGAUGUGGUGGAGCUGCUGCUGAAGAGCGGUAACAAGAUUUCCCUACGUACCACCGCCCUGGAGAACACCUCCAUCAAGGUGGGGCCUGCACGGAAGAACGUGACCAAGGGCCGCAUGGCCCGCAGGAGCAAGCGCAGCCGCCGACGCGAGACCCAGGAUCGGCGGAAGUCUCUGUUUAAGAAGAUCUCCAAGCCGUCUUCUGUGCUCCACACCAGCCGUAGCUUCUCCUCAGGCCUUCACCACUCCCUGUCCUCCAGCGAGAGCCUCCCUGGAUCGCCCACGCACAGCCUGUCCCCCAGCCCCACCACCCCCUGCCGCAGCCCUGCUCCGGAUGCCCCCACAGACACAACAUCCCCACCCAGUGUAUCCCCAAGUUCCAGCAGCCCUGCCUCUCCUGCCACUGGCCACACCCGUCCCAGCUCACUACAUGGCCUGGCAGCCAAGCUCGGGCCACCUCGUCAAAAGAGCGGCCGCCGCAAAUCCACCAGCAGUAUCCCACCAUCCCCACUGGCCUGCCCGCCAGUGCCCACGCCCCCACCACGCUCUCCAUCGCCACUACCUGGGCACAUCCCCAUACCUGCACGGUCCCCUAGGCUCCGCAGGGGUCAGUCGGCCGACAAGCUGGGCCUGGGCACCAGUGAACGGCUGGAUGGGGAUGGAGGCCGGCGUGGCCGCGGGGCUGAGGCCGAGCUGGUUGUCAUGAGGAGGCUGCACCUCUCUGAGCGCCGGGACUCCUUCAAAAAGCAGGAGGCCGUGCAGGAGGUGAGCUUCGAUGAGGAGCCAGGACCACCUCGGGCGGUGCCCAAGAUCGCUGUUCAGGGUGCAGAGGCCGCUCCUGGAACUCCAGGGCCAGCUUUGAAAGACUGACCACCACCCCUGCCACAGUUCCUCACGGAGUUGUCAUUCCCACAAACACCUGCAUGGGGCGCGGCCAUCAGCCGGGGACACACGCCAGGAGGGUGCUCCCCACCCAGGAAGUGCUGGGGUGGGGGUGCCUGUGACUGUAAAUAGCAAGCCCUCCUACUAAUUUAUUACUUUUUAUAAGCAAUAGCCAAGCUGGCUGCCCUAGCGGAGGCAGCUGUGCAGCCUGCAGAGCCUGUUCUGUGGGCCAAGAUGGAGCAUUCUGGGCAACUGUGUUUUCUAGUUUGUCCAAGUAUCGGUGUAUGUUGUGUGCGUGCCCUUCCCAGUCCCAACCCAAGACCCACUCCAGGGAACACAGGCCUGUCCUGGCCCAGUUUGGACCGGACAUGACGCAUGCUUGUGACCCCAGAGCUAGGGAGGCUGAAAGGGGACGGCCAGGUCCGUGCGGUCUUCGUGUGAGCAACCAGCCUCAGACUGUCAGGCUACAUCUGGCUCAGCUCCUGCAUGCUUCAGCUUAGAGGAAGUGUGGGAACAGGGGGCUGAAUGGUGAAUAGUUCUCUAGAUUGAGGUGAAACAUCCUGUGCCCUCUAGAGGAGGCAGUCAGCUGGGAGAGAAGUGCUCUGUGCCUGGGCUGCUGUGUUUAUGAGACUAACCCCAGUGCUCCUGGGUUCCCCCAGCUCUGUGUGAUCCAAGCAGCUGAGGUCUCGGAGCUUUGUCCCACAAUGGCCGAGUGAGAUUUCUGGCCCUGCUGUCAGCUUGGUCAUGGAGGAGCCCAGGUUAUCCCCCAUGAUGCUCUGCAACCCAGCAGGCAACCAGUAGGUGGCCAGUGAUGCAGUCUGAGGGGCAGGGGGAUUCCUAGGCACUCAAACCUGCUCUGCACCCUCCCUGACUCCCAGCCAGCACUGCCUGCUGAAGGGGAGCCCAAGGCUGUGCAUGACUAGCCCCCACCAUCCUGGGGCUGGCAUUGAAUAAAAGCCCACGAAGACAUCAA
Microtus ochrogaster (prairie vole) is the source of this 5281-nucleotide messenger RNA. It is a transcript of the gene Mast3, whose product is annotated as microtubule associated serine/threonine kinase 3. The record is from RefSeq and is a predicted model, not a curated record. Gene Ontology annotation, biological process: intracellular signal transduction; cytoskeleton organization; peptidyl-serine phosphorylation. NCBI's taxonomy places the organism in Eukaryota, Metazoa, Chordata, Mammalia, Rodentia, Cricetidae. Gene Ontology annotation, molecular function: protein binding; protein serine/threonine kinase activity; ATP binding.